Molecule: messenger RNA, 2183 nt
Organism: Malania oleifera
Lineage: Eukaryota; Viridiplantae; Streptophyta; Magnoliopsida; Santalales; Ximeniaceae
Product: citrate synthase, glyoxysomal
Exons: 13
Coding region: 328-1869 (513 amino acids)
Biological process (GO): carbohydrate metabolic process; tricarboxylic acid cycle
Cellular component (GO): mitochondrial matrix
Source: RefSeq, a predicted model, not a curated record
GGUUAUAAUUUUAGCCCAAAAUUUUAAAGCUCAACCCAAUCUUUUGCUGCUGUUCAUCUACCGACUUGGUUGGAGGAUGUCUAUAGUGUAAAUAGCUCCCGGUCUUUAAUCAUGUUCAUCAGUUCAUGGAUUAUGUAUAUAUAUAUAUAUAUAUAUAUAUAUAUAUAUAUAUGCCCGUGAAUACGAGGAGGAGGAGGAGGAGAGAGAGAGAGAGAGAGAGAGAGAGAGAGAAGUCCAGAGAGAACAUAACACAACACACGCACAGCUCUCGAGGAACUCUUGUGUACCUUUGAAUCUUUGAUUACCUCUGAAAAUACUUUCUCAGGAAUGAUGGACGGUGUUGAUGCAUCAUUGGUGGCUCGUGGACGCCUGGCCGUCCUCUCGGCGCACCUUUCGGCCUCCAUUGAGCCGCUUGUAUUCUCGCCCAUUCUUGAGACGUCGUGCGUCUCCGCUCAGUCACCGGAUCCGCCGCCGUCCAAUCUCAGAGGGUCUUUGACGAUCAUCGAUGAGAGAACUGGUAAGAAGUAUCAAGUCGAGGUCUCUGAAGAAGGAACUCUGAAAGCUACCGACUUGAAGAAGAUAACAAGUGGAAAGAAUGACAAGGGUCUCAAACUUUAUGAUCCAGGCUAUCUGAACACAGCUCCUGUCCGCUCGUCAAUAUGUUAUAUUGAUGGUGAUGAGGGGAUACUUAGAUAUCGAGGCUAUCCAAUUGAGGAGCUGGCUGAAAGUAGUUCCUUUAUGGAAGUGGCUUAUCUAUUGAUGUAUGGUAAUUUACCUUCUGAAAGUCAGUUAGCAGACUGGGAAUUUGCUAUUUCUCAACAUUCAGCUGUUCCUCAGGGAAUUUUGGAUAUUAUACAGGCAAUGCCUCAUGAUGCACACCCCAUGGGUGUUCUUGUCAGUGCAAUGAGUGCCCUUUCUGUUUUUCAUCCUGAUGCCAAUCCAGCCCUUAGAGGCCAAGAUCUCUACAAGUUGAAAGCAGUGAGGGAUAAACAAAUAGCUCGCAUACUUGGGAAGGUGCCUACCAUUGCAGCGGCAGGUUAUUUGAGGAUGGCAGGGAGACCUCCGGUUCUUCCAUCCAGCAACCUUUCAUACUCAGAGAAUUUCUUGUAUUUGCUGGAUUCAUUAGGCAAUAGGUCUUAUAAACCCAAUCCUCAACUUGCUAGAGUUCUAGAUAUUCUUUUCAUACUACACGCAGAACAUGAAAUGAAUUGCUCCACAGCUGCAGCCCGGCACCUUGCAUCCAGUGGUGUGGAUGUAUACACUGCUUUAGCUGGAGCUGUUGGAGCAUUGUAUGGUCCCCUUCAUGGUGGUGCUAAUGAGGCUGUGCUUAAGAUGCUUGGUGAGAUUGGAACUGUUGAGAACAUUCCAGAGUUCAUUGAGGGUGUUAAAAACAGGAAGCGAAAAAUGUCAGGUUUUGGGCACCGUGUAUACAAAAAUUAUGACCCCAGGGCAAAAGUAAUAAGGAAAUUGGCGGAGGAAGUAUUUUCCAUUGUUGGGCGUGAUCCUCUUACUGAGGUGGCUGUUGCUUUAGAGAAAGCUGCACUAUCAGAUGAGUAUUUUGUCAAAAGGAAGCUAUACCCAAAUGUUGACUUCUACUCUGGCUUAAUCUAUAGGGCAAUGGGAUUCCCCACGGAGUUCUUUCCAGUUUUAUUUGCAAUACCUCGAAUGGCUGGCUACCUAUCACACUGGCGUGAGUCCCUGGAUGAUCCUGAUACUAAGAUAAUGCGACCACAACAGGUGUACACUGGGGUAUGGCUGAGGCACUAUAUGCCUCUGACAGAGCGGAUGGUAGGAAAGGAAGCAGACAGGCUUGGUGAGGUGCCUGUUUCAAAUGCUACCAGGCGGCGCUUGGCUGGAAGCGGGGUUUAAGGCUCCUCCUCACCGGGAUCAGCAUCUUAAUAAUAUCAUAAAGCUCCGGAUAAUCCUUGUAAGGUGCCUCCUUUUUUUUUUUAAAAGGAAAACUAAAAUAAUGUUUUCAGUAGAACCUGAAGAUAAUGGAUUAUAGUGGAGAGGUGUGACAGGGGAAGGCAUAGCUCUAUGAUGUGUGAAAGUAUGGAGGAAGAUUGUUGUAUCCAAUAAUAAACGGACCAGCCCAUUUAAUUUGUUUAAUUUGGAUUUCAGCUGUUCUAACUUAUUGUCAUUUUGUCAAGAAGUGGAAUCUAAUUUUCCAUUCAAUGUAAAAA